This is a messenger RNA of Ylistrum balloti, 1491 nucleotides long. RefSeq lists its product as uncharacterized. Gene Ontology annotation, biological process: G protein-coupled receptor signaling pathway. Gene Ontology annotation, cellular component: membrane. The coding region runs from base 1 to 1491 and encodes 496 amino acids. The transcript has a single exon. Gene Ontology annotation, molecular function: G protein-coupled receptor activity. The record is from RefSeq and is a predicted model, not a curated record. NCBI's taxonomy places the organism in Eukaryota, Metazoa, Mollusca, Bivalvia, Pectinida, Pectinidae.
AUGACAAAUAGUAAUACAUCUGAUGUAAACGCACUGAGUGCUGUGAGUGGAUCUUUCUACAAAUGGCUCGAGGAUGAUGUUGUGGAUACUAUAGCAGGUGUGGUUAUGUCAAUCAUUUUCGUGGUCGGAAUGAUUCUUAAUAUUAUAGUUAUCCGUGUUUUAUCCUCUAACUAUCACAUGACUAUGACAAGUAAACCGGUGUUUGUCCAGUUGAUCGCUAUAGAUUUUGUGACAUAUUGUUUUAUUAUUCUACCCGGAAUUGUAUCAGCAUUUAAAGACUCGAUUACAUUUCCAGAUGCAUUAUGUGUGAUAAACGGACUAUUUAUAAUGAUAUGUUUCCUGGCUUCCUUCUUCUUUAUGACAAUUCUCUGCUGCGAAAGGGCAAUACGUCUGUGGAAACCGACACUGCACGAAAAGAUCUUUGAGAAAAGGAGGUAUUGCUUUCUUAUUGUGAUUGCUGUGUGGUUAGUGUGCGCAAUCGCAUCAGCACUUCCGUUUACCGGAUACGGGCAGGUGGAACACAUCCCUCUCCAGCAACGAUGUGUUUUACACGGCGGAAACCAGAUCCAUAUACAUUUACUCUUUGUGUUUGGAAUAUAUAUCCCGUCUGUUGCGGUAUGCAUUUGUGGGGUUUUUACAUAUAACCGGAAACGGCAAAUUGUUUUUUCUUUAUCUAAGAUAAACAAACAAGUCGAAAUGAUAAAUCUUAAACUCGCUAAAAGAACCGAGGAAAGUAAAACAUUAUCCGCGACAGGUCGACGUUUUAAUGAACAAACGAAUUUAUGCGUAAGCGAAAUGGUAGAAGGAUCUGCAAAUUCUUGUCAUACUAUCUCUCAAUCAGUGAUGAUUCCUGGUGAUACAUCCGUAUUAGAAAAGCAACAUAACGUAAAGCCGGAUGACAUCAACCAUAUUCUACCUGAUGAUACAUUUAAUCACAAACUAACACAUGAUAUAGAAGCUGGGGUCGGUCAAAACGUAGUGGGUGGACCAAUGACAUCGAGAUCAGAAAAUGAUACGAAACGAGAUAUAUUAUGUCGAGGCGUUACUGGUGAUGAAACUAAAUUAUCAAAAGUUAAAGUCAUGUUCACAGUUUACGAAUCUUCCUCGGAAGAAAGGGACGUAACUCUAGCCGUCAGCUACAUUUUGAUGUUUAUUGUGGUAAUGGGUUUGUGGCUACCGUAUGUGGUACUGUCCUAUGCAGACGGUGACCAUAAUACUCUUUGGGGAGGCUGGUUCACCCUUGUCGGGAUGGUAUCCGAUAUAUCCUAUUGUAUCAAGCCAGUGGUGUACCUUAGUCACAACAAGGUCUUAAAGAGGGCGGCUAUGGCGUCAUUUCCGGAGUCUGUAAAAAAACGAGCAGCAAAAACACAAGAAGCACUCUUGAAAAUCGGGAAGAAACUCGAUAGUCUCGUUUUUAUUCAGAUUCCAGAUACCAAAUCAUUGAUAGAUAUAGAAAGGGAUAGAGUACGUGUUUCCCCGACAACAAAUUGA